Molecule: messenger RNA, 1527 nt
Organism: Leptosia nina
Lineage: Eukaryota; Metazoa; Arthropoda; Insecta; Lepidoptera; Pieridae
Source: the annotation of a GenBank genome assembly
AUGAUACCGAGAUGGAAGCGAGUGAUAAUAAAAUGCUGCAUAAUUCCCCAGCGUUAUGUCCUGGGAAUAAUGGGACUUCUAGCAGUAUGCAAUGCAUAUACAAUGAGGGUUUGCCUCAACCUAGCCGUUACUCAAAUGGUGAACAAUACCAAAAGCGGUGAAGAAGCAAAAUAUGAUCCAGACGCUUGCCCUGAUGACAGCGUACUCUUGGUCAACGGAACAGCUCCAUAUAAACCGCACGCAAUAUUUGAUUGGUCAGAAUCAACACAAGGCUUAAUUCUCAGUGGAUUUUACUAUGGAUAUUGUAUCACCCAAGUGCCGGGAGGCUACUUGGCUCAAAAGUAUGGUGGAAAAUGGACGCUGGGCAUUGGAUUAUUGAGUACAGCUCUAUUCACAUUGCUUACUCCUAUUGUUGUGACGACGGGUGGAGCGACAUGGUUGUUUAUACUUCGUGUCUUACAAGGAAUGGGUGAAGGCCCAACCAUGCCAGCUCUCAUGGUAGUCCUAGCGAAAUGGGUCCCACCCCACGAGAGAUCUAUACAAGGUGCUUUGGUCUUUGGUGGGGCACAAAUCGGAAAUAUCUUUGGAUCGUUCAUGUCAGGAUUCCUGAUGGCCGGCAAUGGUCACUGGGCAAAUGUGUUUUACUUUUUCGGGUGUUUUGGAAUUUUGUGGUUUUUACUAUGGAGUAUCCUAUGCUACAGUUCGCCAGACACCCACCCGUUCAUAUCAGAUGGAGAGUAUAAGUACUUGAGCGAGACUAUAACGGGCUCAGAGAACAAGAGUACCAGAGAUCCAAUACCGUGGAAAGCCAUUUUGAGGUCUGCGCCCGCUUGGGCCUUGUUGUUUGCUGCUGUGGGUCAUGACUGGGGUUAUUAUACUAUGGUAACAGAUCUACCAAAGUACAUGACAGAUGUCCUCAAGUUUAAUAUCGCGGCAACGGGCACUCUUACUGCCCUACCCUACCUCGCUAUGUGGAUAUCCUCCUUCGUCUUCGGUGUCAUCUGUGACUACUGCGUCAAAAAGAAUUGGCAUUCCAUCAAGACUGGAAGAAUUGUCUACACCACUAUUGCCGCCACCGGUCCAGCAAUUUGCAUUGUGCUGGCGUCAUAUGCUGGGUGUGAUAGGUUUGCUGCUGUAGCAUACUUUAUCGCUUCCAUGGCACUUAUGGGAGGAUUCUAUAGCGGCAUGAAGGUUAAUGCUUUAGAUCUGGCUCCAAAUUACGCUGGUUCCCUCACAGCCAUGAUCAACGGUACUUCAACUCUAUCAGGAAUAAUUACGCCAUAUCUCAUUGGACUCUUAACACCCGAUUCUACAUUGAAGCAGUGGCGUGUCGCCUUUUGGAUCUGCUUCGCGGUACUAGUGGUUACAAAUAUCAUCUAUAACAUCUGGGCAGAUGGUAAACAGCAAUGGUGGGAUGACAUCAGAAAAUUCGGAUACCCAGACGAUUGGAAACACGGACCCCUUAAAAGGUCUGAUGAUGACAAAGAGACGAAUAAGAAGAAUAAGAAUAAAGGAACUACACUAUAG